GGUGGGAGGGAGGCGUCGACGAGCUGAGGAUCAUCAUCUAAUUGCUCCUCCAUUGGACCAUCAAUCUAUUGAGAUUGGACUUGUUGGAAUAAUCCUGAUACAUUUCUACAAUGGCCACUGCUCAGCUUUCUCGCUCCAUCACAAUACACAAGGCAUCUAAGGAAACAGUUUUCCCAUCCCAAAUCACUAAUGAGCAUGAGUCCCUGAAAAUGGUGAAGAAACUUUUUGCUACUUCCAUCUCAUGUAUAACAUACCUAAGGGGCCUGUUUCCAGAGAGCUCUUAUGGAGAACGCCAUUUGGAUGACCUCAGUUUAAAAAUCCUCCGAGAAGAUAAAAAAUGUCCUGGGUCACUGCAUAUUAUCAGAUGGAUUCAAGGUUGUUUUGAUGCUUUGGAAAAGAGAUACCUACGUAUGGCAGUACUGACACUUUACACAAAUCCCAUGGGAUCUGAGAAAGUGACUGAGAUGUACCAGUUCAAAUUCAAAUACACGAAAGAAGGAGCCACUAUGGAUUUUGACAGUCACAGCAGCAGUACAAGCUUUGAAAGUGGAACAAACAAUGAAGAUAUUAAGAAAGCCAGUGUUCUACUGAUCCGUAAAUUGUAUAUACUGAUUCAGGACCUUGAGCCACUUCCUAAUAAUGUUGUACUUACUAUGAAACUCCACUACUAUAAUGCAGUGACCCCACAUGAUUACCAACCCCUCGGUUUUAAAGAAGACGUAAAUUCACACUUCCUGCUAUUUGACAAGGAGCCUAUCAGUGUGCAAGUGGGAUUCGUCUCCACUGGCUUUCAUAGCAUAAAAGUAAAAGUCAUGACAGAGGCUACCAAAGUGACUGAUUUGGAGAACAAUCUGUUUCGGGAGAACAGCACUACUGAGCUCGCCCAUCAGGGUCUAGACUGUGAUGAGGAAGAAGAAUGCAAUGACCAUAUUCAAAGAAUGAAUUUUGUGUGCAGUCAGCAAAGUUCUGAGUACUCCAGGAAGAAGAGGAAGGUCAGUGAACCAGUGAAGGUCUUCAUCCCUAACAGAAAAUGAAAGCUAAAUACUCUUUCUACAUUUAUUUUAAAUUAAGUUUAUUUUGUAAAAACAUGCAUAAACUGUCUUAGCAAGAAAGUAAAUUCCUGUUACCAAAACCUUUUUCUAAAUUGUUUGCUCAAUUUUUUUGUUGGUUAGUAAGUGCUAAAUUACUGGCAAGGUAGGACAUGAGUCCACUUUGCCACAAGGAAAGAGGGUCAGUAGGGCUGCCUCUGGAUAGCAUUACUUCAAAGCUGGGUUAGAGAUGAGGCACCUUUUAUGUUAUAUUUGUAAAAGAACCACAGCAGUUAUUUUGGAAAGAAGCUGUUGUUCUCAAAGGAAAGAAGGACUUUUUUUUUUUUUUUUUUUUUUGCAUAAUUAAACUCUUCAGGUAUUUAGGCUACUGUGAAAUGUUUUGACUUGUUGUAACCUGUAUACUGGAAUCCCUUUCUAGCUGUACUAAAAAUUCCCACAGAGUUGCAUAGGAUGCAUGUGGAGGUGCUUAUCCAGGUGUGAUUUAUGUGUUAACCUCAGUCACAAGGUUGAUCAGCUAAUUGUGGGACCAAAAUGUGCCCUCCCUCAACUAUGGCCCCAGGCCCUGUUCUGUUAGCCAUUCCAAAACAGGGAACAUGCUGCAAUUAGGGAGCCUGGCUCUCUUCUUAAGACCUAUAUUGAAUAUUUCCCAACAAGCACUUCAGUUUAUCAGUCUGCAACCUGCAAAUGAUGCUAUUAGUUCCCUCCUUGUCCUAGAAGAAUUUGGAUAGAUUUAAUUGAUGAUUAGUAUGAGCUGAACAAUAAAUGACUUAAAGUGUUAUUUCUACUAUUUAUAUAACAUGAGAUUUAGUAACUUAUAAAAUGAGGUUUAGUAAUUUAAUUUAAAUGGAUAGGACCAAUAAGUUAAAUGUUCAGUGUGUGACUUAUGGUUAAAUAAAAUGAAAAUACAAGA
Molecule: messenger RNA, 1959 nt
Organism: Rhinopithecus roxellana (golden snub-nosed monkey)
Lineage: Eukaryota; Metazoa; Chordata; Mammalia; Primates; Cercopithecidae
Gene: HORMAD2
Product: HORMA domain containing 2
Exons: 12
Coding region: 111-1034 (307 amino acids)
Source: RefSeq, a predicted model, not a curated record